AGAAUCUCCUUAAGAAACAAUAGUCGGAGUCAAGAUGGCGUCGGACGACUCCUCUGUUAAUUUGAAAUAUGACACUCUCACUUCCUGGAGCAACUCAUUUCCUUAUGCGCUUUUAACAAUUUCUUUAAAGCACUGAAGGCAUCAUUUUAUUAGUGAAAUUGGCAUUGAUGUUCAGAAAUUGGGAGCACAGAGACCCAGAUCACUGGAUAUGGCAUUUAGGUAGACUUCUUUCAAUGCCUCAAAGACUACCAGUUUGCUGUAUUGCAACCUUCAUCAUCCUUUUCUCCUGUCUCUCUGCCAUUGCAUUUAUUUUCUACUGGAUUGGAAGUCUUUUGAAGCACAAUCGAUAAGUUUAGCAUUGAACAAUAGCAAUCACAGAGCCAAGAUGCUUCAACAAAUUUUAAAAGACAUGUACAUCGAGCCAGAACUGCUGGAGGAGCUGUCAGAUGACCAAAAGCAGAUACUAUUUCUAAAAAUGAGAGAAGAACAGAUCAGAAGAUGGAAAGAGAGAGACGAGACGGAAGAACAACAAGAAAAUAAUAAUAGUGACAGAAAAACAACUAGAAAAGCUAAUCAAAGAAGGGUACACUUCACACUGGAUUGCGAUGAUGAAGAUGGCCCAAUUGCAGUUUUGAUAAUACCAGACCAUGAAGAGGAAAACGAGGAAGAACGAAACAGGAGAGAAGAAGAGGAAGCUCUUAGACAAGCGGAGGAAUUGGCGAAAAAAGAAGCCGAGGAAAGGAAACGAAAACAAAAAGAAGAGCUAGAGGCAAAGCGGCUUGAAGAAGAAAGAAGAAUAAGGGAAGAAGAGGAGAGGCUAUGUAAAGAAGCCUUGGAAAGAGAAGAAAGAUUGAAAGAAGAGGAAAAAAGGCUUAAAAGGGAAGCAGAAGAAAGAGAGGCAGAGCUUCAAAGAAGGGAAGAAGAGCGUAGAAGGCUAGAUGAAAAGGAAAGAAUUAGAAAGCAAAAGGAAGAAGAAAAAAGAAAAGAGGAGGAAAAGCGGUCAAAAAAACUGGCUUUAGAAAAAGAAGAGAAAGAAAGAAAAGUUAGACAGGAGAAGAUCGAGAAAGAAAAACAAGAGGAGUUAAGACGUGAAGAAGAAAGAUUAAAAAGAGAAGCCGAAGAAAAAGAAGAAAUGGUAAGGAAGGAAAAAGAACAGAAGCAGAAGGAAGAGGAGGAACUUAAAAGGAAAAGAGAGCAAGAAGAGAUGUACCAAAAAGUGAAGGAAGCAAAGUUGAGAGCGCAAAAAGCAGAAGAAGAGCGAAAAGCUUUGGAAAAAAGAAUGAAAGAGAUGGAAGAAAAGCGACAGAAGCAGCUAGAAGAGCUAAGGCAGAAAGAAGAAGACGAAAAGAGGAAACGAGAAGAAGAAAUUGCUGAGAUGGAGAAGAAGAGAAAGCAGGAACUAUAUGAAUCGAUGAAAAGAAUUAAGGAAGAAAAUCGACGCAGAGAAGAGCAAGAAAUGAAGGAAUUGGAAGAAAGUUGGUUAGCGAGGGAGCAGAAGGCCAAAGAAGCUGAAAGAGAUCGGAAAAACUCUUUCAACCAAGCAAAACAUGAAAUGAAGCGGCUUGCGAAGAUUGCCAAGGAGAAGACGGUUAAAGUGGCCAAGUCAGCAAGCAUGAAAUUUGGGAAUGAAGAUAAGUUGACCUUCAACGCAAGUUUUGAUAAAGAAUCGCCAACUAAAGAUCCAAACACUUCAAGCUCUCAGUCUCCAAAACCGAGAACGUCAUUUUCAGACAAAUUUAACACCCUGAAAGGUUCGUUGGCAAAAUCGAAGCAAAGUGCAUCGCCUCAAAGACCCCCACUACCAAAGAAGCUAGAGAUUUCGGGUCCUGUUCCCAUCAAACCAAUAGCAGACAAACAGAAAACAUUUCCAAUUAAAAGGCAAAUUUCAAAACCUACACGCCCACCUCCGCCUGCUGCUUUAAACGUGGCUUCCCAGAAUGCACCCGACGGCAAUCCAGAGCGGCCCACGCGGGCAAGAAGACCAGCAGAUCGCGACGCUGUUGCACAAUGGUGGAGAGAGGUUGAGUAUGAGAAAGGCUCUGGUUUUAACGAGGAUGGCAACUUUUUAGAAUGGUUCCAUGGAAUCAUAUCACGGGAUCAGUCAGAGAAGUUGUUAAGUGAAAAGGAGAAGGGUGCAUUUUUGGUUCGGGUGAGUGAGAGAAUUUGGGGAUACACAGUUUCAUACAAGGAUGAUAACAAAUGCAAACAUUUUUUAGUUGACACCAGUGGAAAUACGUACCAGUUUUUUGGAACACAGCAAAUACCACACCGUACCCUUAAGGAUCUAAUCGACUUUCAUUCAGAACGACCAAUUUCUGGGGUGGGACAAGAGUACUUAAAAUACCCUUGUGGGCAAUUAGAAGCUACCCCUGAUUAUCAAGAUCUUUUAAUUGAAAGUACGUCAAUGUAGAGGAUUUGGAAUUCGUAUGUCUUGUCUUGCGCUAGAAUCGAAUUGUAAAAAGUCAUAGUUGUGCAAAGUGCCUCGGUCAAAAUUGAUACCAGUAUUUAUGGAAUUUGAUCGCUAUUGAUAUUUUACAAAACAUUUUUAAAGUAUUGGCCUAUCCGCAUUCUCAAAUUUAUUCGAAAUGUCAGAAAUGUCUGACAGCUGCCGAAUUUUCAUGAUACAAAUUCGGCAAUUUGAUACGCGAAAAUAACUAGUUGAUAAAUAAUACGAAAUUGGGGAAAUUUUGAAAAACCUUUAAGAUCCUAGUAUUUAAAAUCGAAUUCAAACGAACACUAUUCGAGAAAAUUUCUUUUCUAAACAGACACCGUCAAGAAUUUUAGAUAAUUAUUACAAAGUUUUUCGGGAGUGUUUAUUGGUUGGGUAUUCUCUGAAAGCAAGACUCUUUUAACUUCUGUUACUGAUUAGAAAGUUGUGUUAUUCUCUAUUUAUACCUGCCAAGUCUUAUCGAGAGAACAUUUUCAACUUACCUGUAAAAUUGGAAAACGCCCUCUGUUUGUCGGGAUUGUCAAUAAGACCAAUUCCCUCUUUUGGAAGCCAUUAGAUAAAUAAUCAUGUUUCUUGACACCCGAAAUCAUCCUUCCCUAACAAUCAAAAUUGUAAUAGGAAGAGCAACUUUCUGUAAAAUUACUUGUUGCUGGCAUCAAAAUUCAUGCUAAAUUCCUAAUUGCCAAGCUUCUGGGAGGUAAUACUUAUGGAUUCUGUUAGCUUUGUCUCAAGAGUAUGGAGAAUAUUUGCAACGCUGUUAAUUUCAAUAUCAAUAUGCAUUUCAGGAGCUCAAAAUUUAAUUCCAUCGCAACUUCUUGAUAAUUGUACUUAAUAAUUUUUACAACAUGCGUGCUUUAGAUAGUUCUUUCUCAUAUGCAGAAAUUUAGAGAUUUUGUAACAUAUUUUGAUGAAGAAAGAUAAAAAUUGUUUGAUCGUUAAUGUUGACUAAGCAUAGUCUGGCCGCUUCAAUUUUGUCCAAUCUGCGUUACUACAUGUUGUUUCUAUUUAUGACCUCCCAAUUCAAGUUCAGCUGAGGCUCAAGCAUAUGAUGGAUUCGAGGUAUUAUUCUUAUUCUGGCAUCCUUGGGGAAAGAUGGCAGAAUACCACAAAUAGAUUCGUUUACAAUUUUUUAGGAAGGCAACUGACUAUAAUCAAUCAUAAAUAGAUUUUGGCACAACACUUUUACUUGUCAACGAUUAGUUCAAAUUGGAAGAAAUGGGCGUUUUGAAUAAGUGAAAGCAAUUCACUGUGGUGUAAAUAAUUUCAAAUUAAUUGUUUAUGUAUGUUUUUUAUUCAAGACGCAGUAAUGGCAAAAACGACGAUGAAUAGUUUGUUGUGGGUUUCCCAUUUCUAGUAGGCGAGUUUUAUCAAGCAUGAGCAUAACUUUAUAAAAUUUUGGUGACAACACUGUAUUCACAUAAAAAUAGCACAGGGAACAGUUGUUUCACCUGAAAAGAUGAUAGUUCCAACUAUGAGCCCCCUACAUG
This is a messenger RNA of Rhopilema esculentum, 3936 nucleotides long. RefSeq lists its product as uncharacterized. The record is from RefSeq and is a predicted model, not a curated record. NCBI's taxonomy places the organism in Eukaryota, Metazoa, Cnidaria, Scyphozoa, Rhizostomeae, Rhizostomatidae. Gene Ontology annotation, cellular component: cytoplasm.